This is a messenger RNA of Maylandia zebra (zebra mbuna), 2740 nucleotides long. RefSeq lists its product as uncharacterized. The record is from RefSeq and is a predicted model, not a curated record. Lineage: Eukaryota; Metazoa; Chordata; Actinopteri; Cichliformes; Cichlidae.
CCAGUGUGGGUGAUGAUUCCUGGAGUUAAAAGAGACAGUGUCAACGUUACUCUAGAAAGCUCCUCCCACCACAGACUGGUUUUCAAACCAAGAGGAUUUUUCACGACGCCAUUUUCUUCACAUCAGUUGCAGGGAAGCAUGCUGCUUAAAGCAAAACUUGGAGGUGUGCAGAAAUUUGUUAGAGUAUCUGAGCCAAGCCUUAAGGAGUUUUUGAUUGCCGCAUUUGCAAAGUUUGGUGCGCCAGCCGUAACAGAAGGAGUGAAAGUUUUUGAUAGUUCAGGGACUGAGUUGGAUGAGGAUGUGUUUGAGAAUAUAGUAACAGAUCCCUCAACCGGGGUACUAACCAUCAAAUAUGAAACAGGUCUGGAAACAUCUGUUGCAGAAGUGUCUCCUGAGCAGUUCCAGUUAUCAUCGCCACAUUCAUCAGAUUCACAGGAUACGGUCAUCCUUUCAGACAGCCCUUUGAGGAAACGUCAGAAGCUGGAUGCAGAAGCUAAGCAAUUGGUGGAAUCCAUUCUCACAAGCAAACCUGGUGGAGAACGUAUAAUAAAUGAGUACAAUUGGACCAAGUCCCUGGUGGAUGAAACCAGAAGAAAAAUGGUCAACAUACUGGUAGCUGACAUGACAGAAAAAAAUGGUACAUCACCACCACGGCAGGUAAAAGAAAUGUGUGCCAGAGGAAUUGUAACCUUUUUCCCUUACCUCAGUGACCCGUACUCAAAAAAUGGCUAUGAACAUUAUUAUGAUGGCGAGAGUGGCACUGGGUACUUGGCCUGGAGGAUUAAAACCAUACAGAGAUGCACUGCUAAAGAGAGGCGAUUAACAUCUGGAGCACCAGGAGAUGGAUCAUUGGGUGAAGACCAGUGUGGUGGACCAACUGUCAGACGAGAGUUGCAGUUUGUUACAGAGAACGUGCUGAGUGAGGAUGAGUGCAAGGAAGCAAUCUCUCUGAUGAAACAUUCAGCUGAUGAAGACACAGUCAAGAAGAAGAUGAAGUUGACAUUUGUUUAUCGACACAACAUGGUCCUUGACCCCCUGCUGUCAAGCAACAUACUGUCUGUGUUUCCACGUUUCAAAGAUAUCAAAGGCUUGAUCGAACAGGAUUUUGUACUGAUGUUUGGUGAGGAUGUAUCAGGCAGGUUGCUGGAGAGGUGGCCAACAACAUUCAAAAGAAAGAUUAUCCAACAAGGCAGAAAGCUUCCUUCUACCAGUGACCUGGAAGAACUCUUGCUGGCAGCUGACUCUCCUGAGGAUGCCACUGAAGUUAAUGCUGACAUUGGCUGGGACAGUGACCUCUCAGCGAUUCUAUUGCUAUUACAUUUGAUUCCACCAUCUGGUCAGGGUCGGAAGAGACCAGGAAAGGUGUCAGCUUCUCAAGCAGAAAGGCAUCUUGUGGUCUUCAAGAAGACUGGAACAAAUAUCCAAGAGCACCUUGAUGCCAUCACUACCAGCACUCAACCCUACCUCCUGGCUGUUGGGGUGAAAAAGCAUGACAUCCACCAGUUCUUCAUUAUUCUUGACAAGAAUGCCAUACCAUGCAAGUCUACCUCUUCACUUGGUGCUUUUGAUGAACUGUUUAAAGCACAUUUUGUGUUUGGCACAUCUUACAACACCAUGCUUCACAACAUGUACACAUUCAUCCAAACCACUGUGUACAAUAUAGAUGUUGGCAAAAUCAAAGAAAGUCCCAGAGUUGCUGAAAUAAGGACAAGGUUGCUUCUUUAGGGCUUGAAGGUUAAUUCUCCAUCAUGAAGUGUUUUGUCUGUCAGGCUGAGUUUACUGGUUCAAACAUGCUUGUUAGGCAUUUACGGUUAGUCCAUGGUUACUUACCCGGAAGGAAUCUUCGCCUUAAAUGUGCCCAGCGUGACUGUGGCUGUGUGUUUGGCACUUUUUCAGGUUUUAGAAAACAUUUAAAUACCAAACACCUUAACUAUUUCGACCAACAGGCUGACACUGAUGUUAAUUUACAGCCUGAUGUGGCAAUUAAAGAAGUUAUCACUACAGGGCAGGUGGUGUCAACUAAUGUAGAAGAAACACCCACAACAUCUGAAAUGUUGAAAAGUUCAAAUAAGAGCACUUUGGAUAUGUGUGCCUCUACUGUUGCACAGCUCAGGGCAGCUGGAUUAAGCCAAUCUACUGUGAAUAGUUUUGUCUCCUCAAUGGAGGAAGUGUUUUUUGAGAUUCAUACUCAGGCUAAAGAUGCAGCUUUACAGAGCUUACCUUCACAGGACACUUCAAGUAAAAAGAAAUUAGAGCAGUCAUUCAAAAACUUUGAAAACCCAUUCACACUGUUAAAUUCAGAAGCUAAAUGAAAUAGGCACUUUAAACAAAAAUGGGCAACUGUUGAACCUGUUGAAAUGGUGCUUGGCACAAGAUUUGACAGUAGAAGAAACAAGAUCACAGGGACUUUUGAUCAAGUCAUUGUAACCGAUAGGUUUGCAUAUGUUCCUAUUUUGGAAACACUGAAAACUAUCUUUCAAAACCACCAUGUUGUCGACAUGUUCAAGUCGAGGAAUAUGUCCAGAGAAGGUGUGUAUGCAGACUUAAUCGAUGCUGCCUAUGUUAAAAGAUGUCCCCUAUUUUCUGCAGAAAAAGAUGCCUUACAAAUUCAACUGUUUUAUGAUGACUUUGAAACUGCAAAUCCCCUGGGCUCUAAAAAGGGUGUACAUAAAUUAGGUGCAAUAUACUUUACACUAAGGAAUUUUCCUCCAAUCUUUAAUUCGUUGUUGGUCAAUAUUCA